CACUGUCCGUCGGCGGGGUGCUGAAGCGCUCCAGCCGCCGGAGGACCAGGCAGGUGUGCGUGCGCCCCUCCGAGUGCACUCUGGAUUCAACCGUCCGGCGGUGGGGUGGGGGGCCACCGCAGCCAUAGCCAUGGCCCUUUGCGCAGCCGCCAAUCCCCGGCCGCUGCCCAGCCUGGCCGAGAGCAAGGCAGCCUCUCACUCCUUUUCCAUAGAGAGCAUUUUGGGACUAGAUUCGAAGAAGGAGAAGAGCCCAACCAUCCCUCCGGCCAGGCCCUGGACAGAUCCCUGCCGUCCCUUAGGGGAGGAUGGGAAUCCAUGCCUAUCCAUUCCCCUCUUACCCAGUGGCAGCCUGCUCCCUCACCCAGGAAAUUACCCUCUACCAGAAGAAAGGAUCUUGAAAUGUGAGAAAUACGUGUCGGCCUCAGAAAGAUUUUCGUUCAAGAGAGAGCUGAGUUGGUACCGAGGCAGGAGACCAAGAACUGCUUUUACCAGGAACCAGAUUGAAGUAUUGGAGAAUGUCUUCAGAGUAAACUCCUACCCUGGUAUUGAUGUCAGAGAAGACCUGGCUCGGAAAUUGAAUUUGGAGGAAGAUAGAAUCCAGAUUUGGUUCCAGAAUCGCCGGGCAAAGCUGAAAAGGUCACACAGAGAAUCCCAGUUCCUAAUGGUGAAAAAGAAUUUGAACACAAAUCUCCCCAAAUAGGAAGAAGACAGAAUCUUCCGGAAUAUGUUCCACUUGUAAAUCCAGUAAUGGGCCAAUGCAGUGCCCUAGUGGCAGAAUUUGGAUUUUUUUCUUUCCUGCAUCUCAUUCUGAGUCAUCUGUCAUUUUUUUCCCCGGCAAAAGACAUUGUAAAUAAUUAGCCCUGUACCAUGUUGCAUAUUAUGUUAGAGCACUCUGGGUAAGAAAAAGGCUUUUCCUAUAUAUUUUAAUAAACAUUUUCAGAAAAAAUCAUGUUUUGGAGCAAAUUUAGUGUAAUAAAUGAAUUUAAUUACUUCACUUGAAAUAGAUCUGGUCAUGAGACCAUUAUUUAUGAAUCUGCUUAUUUAUGUACCUUUUUUCUUUUGAGUGGGCACUUAUUUUUCUUUCCGUUGCCCUUGUCUUUGAAUACUUUUU
Monodelphis domestica (gray short-tailed opossum) is the source of this 1111-nucleotide messenger RNA. RefSeq names its product HESX homeobox 1 (gene HESX1). The record is from RefSeq and is a predicted model, not a curated record. Lineage: Eukaryota; Metazoa; Chordata; Mammalia; Didelphimorphia; Didelphidae. Gene Ontology annotation, cellular component: nucleus. Gene Ontology annotation, biological process: pituitary gland development; regulation of transcription by RNA polymerase II; forebrain development. Gene Ontology annotation, molecular function: DNA-binding transcription repressor activity, RNA polymerase II-specific; RNA polymerase II cis-regulatory region sequence-specific DNA binding.